This is a messenger RNA of Drosophila ananassae, 1024 nucleotides long. RefSeq names its product 39S ribosomal protein L22, mitochondrial (gene mRpL22). Gene Ontology annotation, cellular component: mitochondrial large ribosomal subunit; ribosome. Lineage: Eukaryota; Metazoa; Arthropoda; Insecta; Diptera; Drosophilidae. Gene Ontology annotation, molecular function: structural constituent of ribosome. The transcript is spliced from 3 exons. The record is from RefSeq and is a predicted model, not a curated record. Bases 89 to 787 code for a protein of 232 amino acids. Gene Ontology annotation, biological process: translation; ribosome assembly.
UAAUAUUUAUCAUCCCUACUUCAGAUUACGCGACCGAAAAGUGGUCUGCGUAAAUUUCUUGCUUUGCUGAUAGGAGACCGACAAUACGAUGCACAAGGUGAUCCGGCAGAUGUCCCAGCUGCGCAUGCAGUCCCAGCUUCCGGGUGCAGCGCUCCUUAAGCCGGCAAACACGUUCAGCCCCAAUCUGAGUCAAUCGCCACCUGCGCUCCCAAAAAGUAUCCACACGGCGGCAGGAGCUGCGGGCGGAACUCUCUGUACCAAGUGGAACAAGCAUAACUACGGUCCGAGGAAGUGGCUGGAGUACAACAAGACGGUCCAUCCGCCGCAGGAACCAGAAGAGGAGCCCCGCAAAGCCUACGUUUGUCACAUGCGCACCAAUAUCAAAUACAGUCCGGACAAGAUGUGGUACAUCGCUGCCUUCGUUCGGGGCAUGUCCGUCGAUGAGGCGCUGAAGCAACUCAACUUUGUCCUCAAAAAGGGGGCCACCGAUGUGCGGGAGACCAUUCUGGAGGCCCAGGAAAUGGCCGUCCAAAGGCACAAUGUGGAGUACAAAAGCAAUCUGUGGAUAGCUGAAUCCUUUGUUGGCAAGGGACGUGUCUUCAAGGGAAUGCGUCGACAUGCCCGCGGUCGUUAUGGCAAGGUGGAGUACAAGCACUGUCACUACUUUGUCCGCCUGGAGGAGGGAAACCCGCCGGAGCACUACUACCAGGAGCCACAGACGCCCGAGCAGCAGUACGAGCACUGGCUGGAGCAGAUGCGCAGCCGGAAGAUCAUCAACUCGCUGUAGUCCAAUCCCGUUGCUUCCACUUUACCACCUGUUCCUGCUCCUCUUCCAAUUCGUCCCUCAUCAAGCAUUUUUUUUGUUUCUAGAUUGUUUAAUUAAAAAAAAGAAAAGAGUAGAUAGGCAUCGAAUUGUACAUUUUGUUUUUUAAGAGUUCGGGCGGCAUGUGGAGUAACUUUUAACGACCCUUAAGCACUUGAUAAUUAAGGAUUUUAAGGAAAAUAAACUACAUAUUAAGAGAGA